AUUAGGGUCCGGCUCUGAUCGCUCUGAUUUAAGGUUGGCGGAGAGCGCAACAAAACAUCGUCCAUCUCAUCAACUUCCUCAACUUCAUCAACUUCCUCAACUCCUGCUUCUUUGAUAUUGCUGCAUUCACUCUGCUGUAACUUCAGUAAAUACACAAUCUUGCUCUGCUGCAGCCUCGGCUUAGACUCACUCACACCCCGUCUGCUCGCCUGCUCGCCCUCGCUCGCUAUAAUGGCUCCUCGAUAAGAUCCGCAUCUCCUAUUGUUCUCAGCACCAGAUCCUCACUCAACACCUCCUACCUUCACACUUUUUGAGUCACGAGUCAAGAGGAUGGCCCAGCCGCGAGUAUCGGCCCCCGUGCUCGUCGCCGGCGCGCUGAUCUCUCUCUCCCUCGGCGCCUUCAUCCGCACCCACUACACCGCGCAGAUUGCCUUCCAAUCCUUCAUCCUCGGUCUCUUCACAUGCUCGCUCCUCUCGCUCGCCGCCGUCGGCUACUUCUACAAACACUCCUCUCCCCGGACAGAGUCGCUGCGCAAGUACCGCCGCGUGCGCUUCCCUCCCUACGCGUUCAUCAUGCCGGGCCGGCUUGAGAAAGAGCUCGACCUCUUACUCGCCGACCUGCCCACCCGCACGCCGCUCUACCCCCCCUCCUUCGUCAUCUCGAGCUCCCUCGACCUCAUCAUCGAGUACAUCGUCCGCGACUUUAUCCUCUCCUGGUACGCCCAGGUCUCGACCGACUCCUCGUUCCCGACCCAGGUCGACAACACCAUCCGCGCCGCCAUCGAGCAGAUCCGCGACCGGCUCCUCAAAGUCGACCUCGUCGACUUCACAAUGCAAAAGAUCGUGCCGAUCCUCACCCGCCACAUCGCCGACUUCGCCGCGGCCGAAACCGCGCUCCGCGGAAAAAACCUCAAUAAGCAAUUCACCGAGUCCCGCGAGCUCGACAUCGCGCUCGCGUCAAAGUACAAUAACGGCAAACUCCACCCCGCCGCCUCGAUCCGCUCGCCUGACCCGGCGAUGGUCGAAAAGGAAUGGAUCAAGCACCUCGUCGGCUCCAUCCUGCCCUCCAUCCUGCCCGAGCGCGAAGCGCAAUCCCGCUCCGUCUUCAUCCUCGUCCAGGAAAUCGUCACCGGCGCAGUCAUCUUCCCCAUCAUCUCCAUGCUCGAAGAACCAGAUACCUGGAACCAGCUCAUCGAGCGAUUCGCCAGCUCGACCCUGCAGGACCGCAAGGCCGUCCAGCGUCUCCGCGCCGCGCUCGAUAAGCACGCGAACCCGGCGGUUGCGAAGAAUCAGCAGCCGAUCGUCAGGUUGACUGCAAAGUCGGACGAGCGCACGUAUGAGAAAUUCGUGCGCGGUCUGAGGCGGUGUACUUUGCUUUCGGAAGCGAGACGGCUGCGGUAUGAUAUCACGAUCCAGCUCAAGCGGGCUAUGAAGGACGGCAAUGACGAUUUAUAUAUCCGACGACUGAAGAACGCGCGCCGGUUAAUUGAUGAGAAAAUCGCAGACCUCUCGAACGAGACCUCGACCCCUUCAAAACGAAAAGGACGAACACCGGGGUCGCCGGGCACGCCUGGAAAUCAAUCACUAAACGACCCCAGAGAAAACUACACAGUACAGCAAAUCCUCAAUACCUCGGCGGGAUUAUCAUAUUUCAUGGAGUACAUGGAUCGACAGCACCGAACCGGGCUAUUACAAUUCUACCUCGUCGUCGACGGAUUCAAGAAUCCGCUUGAGGAAGACGACGACGACGAUGACGACGCGCAGGACUUGGCGGUGUCGUCGUCUGAGACGUUCAGUGAGUCGGAUAGGGAGGAUAUCAGUCAGAUCCGCGACUCGUAUUUCUCAGACCAACUCCUGCAGAUCGACCAAAAGUAUAAAGACGAUAUCGAGCGGUUUCUGAGUAACCCGUCCGCGACCGCGGCAGACUACCAAAAAGCGCGUAGGGCAAUCAUGCGCGCACAAAAGCAUGUUUAUGAUAUUCUGGAAGAAGAAGAUCUGCCAAACUUCAAGCGGUCCGAUAUAUUCCUCAAAUACCUCACCUCGACCGAUCCCGAGACCGAAAACCCAAAGGGCACGGUGGACGACUACCACGUCGGCUUACUCGAUGAGAGCAUGACGGACGAGCCGCCGGGUACCACGGCCGAGAAUUUGACCGUCGAUCCGGAGUACAUGGCUGUCGAUCGGCGGAGUCUGGACUAUGACCGCGACGGACUGUCGAUCUCGGUCGAGCCUGAAGACGAUGUCGUGCAGGCCGUGCAGGCGGCGUUUGACGAUAUCAUGCAGUCGCGGCCGGCGACGAACGCGGGUGCGACGGCGGUGGCCUCGGCGGCGACCGCGGAUGAUGCUAGUAGUAGUCGGUCCGGCGACUCGUCUCAUCGGAAACCGCCCUCGACUAUCAACGAGGAUUACGCAAUCUACACUCAUCAGGGAAGUGGCGGCGGCGGUGCGUCGAUCAACGAAUCCCCAAGAUCCUCGAUCGAGUCCUCGCGUCCGGGAACCAGCAACGCGCUCGAACCGGUCGACACAACAGCCACAACAUCCACGAAGCCAUCGUCUGAUUUACGCUCGGACCUGUUUGGUUCAUCAACUGCCGACAACGAAAACAACAUCUUCCCGUCCGAGAGCGCGUUGUUUGAAGAGACCGCGCGCGAGAUCUUCUCGGACGACAGUUUCUCGUCCGAGGACGAGAUGGACGCGGGCGACGCGGGCGAACUGGCUGCUGCCGAUUCGGCGUCGAUCCACCGCGCGGACCCGGGCGACCUGGGACUUACGGAGACGAUCCAGCGGAUUUCUGAUGAUAUCAACAAGCUGAUGAACCAGGACGCGGUGCUGGAGACGUUGCUGAAGAAAGCUGAGCUGACGAAUAAUCUCGCGGAUCUGCGGAUUCUGAAGAAGUCAAAGGCGAGUGUGGAGCGCGAGAUUAAGCGGAAGGAGUUGCAGCGGCAGCAGUAUAUUGUCCAGGAGAGCGAUAAUGGGUUAUAUGGGCGAUCGAAUGUCUGGAUAAACUCUGCGGUGACUGGUUCAGACAACGGACGCGCCUACGCACUGUACAUAAUUGAGGUCCAGAGAUUCGAAUACGACGGUUCGGUAUCGGCGCGAUGGAUAGUCGCCCGCCGGUACAGUGAGUUCUUUCAACUUCACCAGCACCUACGCCGGCGGUUCCCACAAGUGAACGAGAUCGACUUCCCAAAGAAAGCGGUGUCGGUUCUCAAAUUCCAGAAAUCGUUCAUCGAGGCCCGCAAGGCCGGUCUCGAGAUCUACCUGCGCGCGCUGCUGCAGAUCCCCGAGGUGUGCCACAGCCGCGAGUUCCGCUCGUUCCUGUCGUCGCAGGAGUUUCACGGCUACCACCCUUCUUCUGCUUCCGCCAGCGAAGGCGCAGGGGGCGAGGCGGAGAGCAUGUCUGCUGCGACGGCGGCGGCGGUAGCGGCGGCGGAAGCGGCGAAUAAGCAGAAAGGAGGGCGCACGAGCAGGUCCGGGCAGUCUGCGGACAUUGUCGCGCGGCUGUACGGGACUUUGUCGGACGGGAUGGAGGAUAUAUUUGGGAACUUCAUUGUCGAUUACGCGACGCAUAUUCCGGGCGCGACUACGGUUUACAACGCAGCCGUGCGGCCUAGAGGGUCGGUUGCUGCCGGCAGCAGCGGAGGCGUGAACGGCAGCCAGGCGAAAUCUGAGAUCAAGCACCGGCGGACAGGGAGUACGGGCAACAUGAGCGUGAUGACGCAGAAAAGCGGCGUAUCCACCGCCGAGACACUGGUCUACAGUCCCGAGCUCCAGUCGCGACGGCAGUUCGGGGGCAAGGGCGCCGCGGCCGCGUCCGCAGCGGGCACGUCGACGGAACGCAAGGAUAUAGCGGAGGUGGAGGCCGAGCUUAAUCUGUUUGAGGAGGCGACGAAUAGCAAGGGCGGCGAAGCGCCGUUUAUCAAGCCGAUCUGCGAUUUGUUCUUGGAGCUGUUUGAUUUGAAUAAGGGAAACAAUUGGAUCCGCGGACGGGCAAGUGUUGUGGUGCUGCAGCAGUUGCUUGGGGGUACUAUUGAAAGGAAAAUACGAGAGCAGAUUGAUAAUCUGGUUGAGGAAAACAUGGUGAUCAAUCUGCUAAACAUCAUCCGCGACAAAGUCUGGCCGAACGGCCGGCGAGGCGAGCCCGGCGUUGCGCGGAGCGCGAAAGAGCAAGCCAAGACGAGCAGCGAGGCCGCGUUUCUGCUGACGACGCUGGUGCAGGACAUGGCAGCCAAGGUGGUUGGGUCGACGAACGCGAAGCAUGCGUCGCGGAGACUGUUUGCGAUGCUGCAGAACAAGAUCUUGAAUCUGCAUGUGAUCUGUCUGGUUGUGGAUGAGAUCGUGGAGGAGUUGUUUCCCGAGGUCAGGGAGAGGACUGGGUAUAAGAGCAUGGCUGUUUAGAUAGUAAUCCAUGCAUUGUCCAUUGUUGUUCAUGAUGUAGUUGAAGUAGAGACGUAGUUGCUCCUCGGUGAGCCAGCAGAGUUUCGACGCCGCACGGCAUGACCUCUGCUUUGUUAGCUGAGCCAGCGUCGAUAUCUCCAUCGGAUCCUUCUCUGUUCAACUUCACGAGAGAGAAACAACAAGACAGAGAGUCUUUAUUCUAAUCAGCUAUUCUUCUGAGGUCGAUUGACUCCUUGCUGCAUUGGACGACGCUCGCACAUUUGCUUGCCCGGCCCUCGCCGUGAAUCACCACCCUCCUCCUCCUCCUCUGGCCAGCCAUGGCUUCACACCAGGAACCAGAGAUGGCUCUCCAGCCUGCGUUUGAAGUCUCUUCCUCGGCGUCCACACGGCCGCCGUCACAGCCGACUGC
Myxozyma melibiosi is the source of this 4807-nucleotide messenger RNA. RefSeq names its product PXA domain-containing protein. The record is from RefSeq and is a predicted model, not a curated record. The coding region runs from base 331 to 4398 and encodes 1355 amino acids. Gene Ontology annotation, molecular function: phosphatidylinositol binding. Lineage: Eukaryota; Fungi; Ascomycota; Lipomycetes; Lipomycetales; Lipomycetaceae. Gene Ontology annotation, cellular component: intracellular membrane-bounded organelle. The transcript is spliced from 5 exons.